Dendronephthya gigantea is the source of this 771-nucleotide messenger RNA. RefSeq lists its product as uncharacterized. Bases 121 to 771 code for a protein of 216 amino acids. NCBI's taxonomy places the organism in Eukaryota, Metazoa, Cnidaria, Anthozoa, Malacalcyonacea, Nephtheidae. The transcript has 5 exons. The record is from RefSeq and is a predicted model, not a curated record.
GUAUGAAGUUAGAUAGAAAUCAGCGCUGGCUACGUGCAAAGAAUUUCCUCCAUCUUGGAAUAACUUCAGAGCCGUUUCACAUACCGAAGAAAUGUUCUGUAAGUCACGCUUGUUGGUGAAAUGCCGCUACGUUUGUCAUUCAAGUUUGAUGAGAAUCAUGACUCUGAACACAACUCCAUGUUAUGCUCAAGAGUAAGUGAAGAACUUGCCCAUGAGUAUGGGGGAGCUCAGAAAUGUCCAUGGUCUGCUGUUUUGAUAAAAGAAGCAUUUAAGACCUACUUUAGGUCUUCGAGAGCCUCAAACAUUAGAAGUACCAGGGGAACACAGAAAGAGCAUGUUGCUAGAUGUAAAAGACGUAACAGAAAAAAUGAGAAACUUGCUCGAAGGUUAAAGCAACUUGAGAAGGCUUGCUAUGACGCUCAAAAAACCGCGAAAUUUGCAGAUGUUAUGAAAUCUGAGUACAUGUCCUCCGAAGAGAGCGAAUUUGACGAGUCAACCGAGAACAAAAUUGUGAGGUACAAUGUGCAAAAGUUACCCUGGGAGAGUCGAGCUCUACGAAGGAUGAAGAGAAAAUUGGACAAACUUCACAAUGCAUCGCUAUCUGACCUUGUCCAGAAGCGAGUUGGAGAACCGUCCACAAGACCAAAGCCGAAAGAUUGCCCAGAGUGGGCAGCUUUAGACAAUGCUAUAGAAAAUAAUAGUCAAUCACUCAACUCAAGUGAUACAUCUCUAAAUGACUCAUUUGAUGACACUUUUUGUGAAUCCUUUUAA